Kwoniella shivajii is the source of this 3381-nucleotide messenger RNA. RefSeq lists its product as uncharacterized. Gene Ontology annotation, biological process: regulation of DNA-templated transcription. The transcript has 10 exons. Lineage: Eukaryota; Fungi; Basidiomycota; Tremellomycetes; Tremellales; Cryptococcaceae. The coding region runs from base 1 to 3381 and encodes 1126 amino acids. Gene Ontology annotation, molecular function: zinc ion binding; DNA-binding transcription factor activity, RNA polymerase II-specific. The record is from RefSeq and is a predicted model, not a curated record.
AUGACUGAAUGGUGGGAUGAAUUCUUGCUCACCACACCUUCGGCUUCUCACGAUGAACAGAUGUCUCUUCCCUAUUCUCAUGCUGAGGGAUCUAAUCAUCCCCAUGAGCACCAACAAUAUCACCAAGACCCAAGAGGUAGACCACCGCCAAUUCAUAUACCUCGAAAUCCAUAUGAGCAACCUCUACCUCAUCAUCAUGAUCAGCAUUCAUAUCCUCACCAGGUCCAACAGGCACAAGGGUAUUAUCCACCUCCUCCACCUCCCAACAUUUUUUAUGCUGCCGAGGACCAACCCCCUGGUCCACCCGUCAACAUGAUCAUGAAUCCACCAUAUAGCUCAGACAUCCAACCCAAGUUGGAGCAUGAACCUCCGUCAGUCAUGAUGCAACACAUGCCACCGAGUUAUCUUGAACAGCAACAGCAACAGCAGCACCACCAAUAUCACCAGCAGCAGCAGCAGCAAUCCAUGUUAAUAUCACCGUAUGAAAUGCCUUUGCAAAAUGGUUCUUCGCACAAUCCUGCUAUAACAGAGUAUUUCCCAAACUUGCAUACGCCAACAGGGGCACCGAUGGACAGUGGAUCAUCUCAUAACACUACAAUGGCCGAAUAUUUUCCCCCACAAUUGUCUAUUGCUCAACAACCGGAUUUGUCAAUGCAAAGCUUGCCGUUGAGUAAUCAAGUCUGGCAAUCUACGAUUCCAGCGCCAUUAACAACCUUUCCAAACAGGCAUAACACUUCCGCUGGUCCAUCCGCAAAGCCCGAGAAGUCGGGAACGAAAACUUCAAGACAACAAUUCACAGCCUGUGGAGCCUGUCGGCAUAGAAGGGUCAAAUGCGAUUUGAAGGACAAGCAGGAAGCGGCUGAAGACGAUAAUGAUGAGGACGGUGUCGGACCUACUAGAGCUAAAGAUGGAGGCAAACAGAAGAAGGUAUCUUGUACGAAUUGUAUAGAGAGAGGACUGAAUUGCAUAGACGAAUUCGCUCCGCUGAAAGCAGCGAAACAGCUUCGAAGGGGUAAGAGGAUAUCGGAAAUCGAGAUGCUCUUUGGAAAGACCGCUGCUAGUGCAGCGGUUGCUCAUCGACCAGCUAAACUUUCUUCUGAUACCUCCUUGAAUAUCAUCAAGGGGAAACAAAAAGAAAAAGAAAAAGAUAUGGGGAAGGAGGAAUUCAUGCCCGAUCUCACAAAAGAAUUCUUCGAUUCUCCUUUCUUUAGGCGAUUUCAAGUUCAGAGACCCAUUCUUGAUCCUCAUGAUUUCAUAGCGCGAUAUCUGUCAAUAUCCGUGCCUUCAGCCGCAGCUAUGGGACCUGAAGGAGCCGUUCUGUGUCAUGUAUUAUAUGCGUGGGCAGUUUCAUAUGGUGUGGACCAUUAUGGCCGGCUGGACAUUCCCGAAGGCGGUGGAGCACCUCUUGAAAACAUCAAUCUGCUGAGUCCUGGCGACGGAGAGCUUCAACGAGAGACUGACAGGUUGAAGAGGAAGGAGAAAAUGCGAGCUGUCAUCGAGGUGAUACUGAAAGAGAUAGACGAAUGUGGGAUGAUGAGGAAACCAACCUGGGAUGGAGUUAGAGUGUUAUUAUUAGUCUUGCCGUUGACAGAUGGCAUCGCAUCUCCUGUUGAACGAUUAUCGAUGUACGAGGCCGCGAUCUCACAGGUGUUCACCCUCUGCUCUUUCAUCGGGGUGGGUUAUGAUGGACAACCAAGUGGGACCGCUGGUAUUAAUGGAGGAUCGGAUGAUUCUGGUGGACAGGAUUUGCUCCAUGUGAGAGUUCGGAUCUAUUGGUACGCCUUUGUCCAUGAGGGUAUCACCACCGGUCUCAAAGGUGGUAGAUUGCACCUUGACGAUGAAGAUCUAGAAACGAUGCAAGAUUCGAUUGAUCAUAAAUCAUUGGUACGGGAUUCGGCAGCAUAUAAGAUUUCCUCUAGGUUUGCAACCUCGCCUAUCAACCUUGCUCUGGCUUGUCGAAAAAUCAAUAAAGCUCUAACUGGACCGGCUGCAAAAAGAAGGACUGCGGUGAACGGCGAUCUUGUCAAGCAAGCGUGGGAAGCGUUGGAAAGAUGCUGGGAAGAUUUCGACCAAUUGAAAUAUGAAGCUUCCAAACCUGCCUUUGCUCAAGGUGAUGAAGUCAUACGAUUUGCGGAUGGAUGGAAGAUCUUCCUCUUCGAAGCCCAGAACGUCAUCAGAAAGAAUCUCGAAGAUCGUAUAGAAAAACUUUCAAAAGCUCAAACCACAGCUUUCAUCACCGAAUCAAAUCCAUCAACACCAGAAGCGAUGCAUAAUGAUCUUUUGCACGCACAACACCUACUCGAUAUCUCCAAAGAUAAAUGUGAAGUGCAGACUAGACAGAUCAUGGAAAUUGUCAGAAGACACGUUGGUACCAGGUUCUUUGAAUGGGAUGCGAGUCUAGUUAGAGACGGAACAUACUAUGCUGCUAUGCUUUUAGCUCAAGCGGGAGGCUCAGACGAAGAUAUCCAAAUUUGCAUUCGAGCUUUGAACGAACUUCGAUGGGCUCACGCGAAAGCAUGGGAGCGAUCUGCUGAUCUUCGAAAAGAAUGGCAAGACCGGGCACCGAUAACGGAGCCACCAUCAGGAGAUAAUGGUUGGGAAAGUGUACUUUCUGACCUGGCGAAAUUGUCUAGUCACAAUGCCAAUAGUCAGGAAGGCAUUUCAUCGGAUACUCAAUCACGAUCAACACAAAGUUCUCAUUCGAUCAAUUACAAUGAUGGUUACAAUCACGAUGGUACUCAUAAUAAUGAGUAUAACCAGUCAACACAGGUCACAUACCCUAAUCAUCAACUCAACCAACAUCAGCAUCAGCAGCAUCAGCGGCAUCAGCAUCAGCAUCAACAUGUUCAUCAACACCAGCAUCAGCACAUUCAUCAAAUUCAACAUCAUCAUGAUCGUAUAUCAUCACACAAUAGUGAACCGACUCCUUCUGCAUCGCCGUUCACUUCACCUACUAUAAUAUCACCAACCUACGAUUCAACAACAGGUAUGGGUUUGCCAAUGAUGAGAGGAUAUAUCCCACAAUCACAAUCACAAUCACAGAAUACUGAUCAGAGAACUGUCAAUACUAUGUCAACUUUAGAACCUAUUGAAGAAAAUAUGACAAUGACAGAAAAUGAUAUAUCUUAUGAAAAAUGGUUAAACACAUAUACAAGUCCAAAUACACAUACAACUAUAAUUCCUAAUUCGGUUUUGCAUCAACAAGAUCCAAGAUUGUAUCACAACCAAGAAUCUUAUCCAAUGUUUCAUAAUCACAAUAUAAACAAUAUUAAUAAUUAUCCUAACCACUUGGGUCCACCACCAUUGAAUUCGAUUGAUCAACAUCAACAAGCACAAUACGUUGUAAGGCAAGAUGGUUCUCAUGUAUUACGUCCCCUAUAA